UUUGUAAUGCCUAAAUAAGUUUAUAUAUUGUGUUUAGCUUAUUUGUUUUGUAGCUUGCCUUUUAAUCUCAGUAAGUUCAAUUACCCUUAAACAUAUACACAACAAAACUAAAGCACAAAAAAGAUACACCGUUUUUGUUCAGUAAUGGAGUCAGACGAAGUAAAAAGUGUGGAUGGAAUGCCCGAUUGCGCCAAGAUGCGAUUAAACGAGAUAGAUCCAAUAACACGCACUUUGAAAUGCGUAAUAAGCGAUCUGGAGAUCUUUGAUGUUGACGAUGAGGUCAGCUUCUCAUAUGUCGAAGAGAAGGAGGAGGAGUCUUAUGAGACCUCCGAAAUGGUUACAGAUGAUGCAGAUCAGGUUGUUCACGAUAUUGACUGUCUGAUCCGACAGAUUGAACUUAUGCAGCUAGCCAUCAAGAGGCGUCAGAUUAUGCAGAGUAGCGAAAAGGUCAGUGAAGGUCAGCCUGAAGAACAACCGAAGGUGACCCUGACCAAGUGCCAAAUGAAUUGCAAGGAGUUGGAAACUCAGGAAAAGGACUCUGAAACACAGGCCAAAUCUGCACUCAAAAAGGAAAAGUUUCUUCCGCUGAGCGGCAAGGAAUUACUGGAAGCAAGGAGCCUUCGCCAAGCCCACCAUUGCAUUCAAUUGGAAAUAGACGAAGUGAUCUGUAGAUAUCGACAGUUCCGCGAAAUCAUACCACAAAUGCGUGAUAAAUUUCUCAGCAUGGAACUCCAACUGCAGGACCUGAGCUCCAAGACUCUUGAGCACAUCGCUUGGACCCAUGAUGUGGGCAAGGAGUUGAAGGUAUGCAAGGAAAGGAACACAUUCCUCAUCAACGCCAAGUUGUCCAAGCAGGAGGCAAUCAAAACAGCCAAGGUACAUGUCGCCCGAUUCUUUAAAAAGAAUGAUGCCUAUCUUAACAAAAAUCGCCUGAGGCGGGAAAUAUUUGACUUCAGCGAGGAGGUGAAUGACCUUGUUGUUUAUAUGGGUGAGCUGCACAAAGUACUGAAACGAAAUUUGGCUCUACUCGGCACGCCACGCAUGAAGCAACUGGAAAGAUCAACGGAAUUUCUAGUUUCUAUUGCCCAAUCAGCAAGCCUCUCCGAUACGUUCUCGGAUUCGCGAAAACAGUUUGAAGCCUACGAGAUGAACUAGAAUUCACUUUGAGGGAAUUACCAAUAUAAUUUAAUAUUCGUAGCGAAUCAUUGUCUUGCUGAUAAUAAAAUUUAAACGUAUUCUUGGCACUAGAAAAAUAAACACAAGAAAUGUAACAGUAACAGCAGGACGCCCUUUAAAUCAAAUUCCAAUGCAAAGAGCAUACAUAUAUGUUUGGAAAUUAAUUAAAAACACUGUAUUCCGUAUAUUCCAGCACCUUUCCCAAUGACUUUCUACCGUAUCCGUCAUUAAAUGGUCGUCGCCUUUGCCUUCGCCUUCGCUGAGUUACUCUCACGUUUCGCUGCACUGGGGCAGUGGUGCAACGUAAGCUCUAUUUGCCCAACGGGUGCUGAAAACAGAGUGCAUUCGGUUUCGUCACGAUCCAAGCACACCCUGCAGUGCCAUGUGAAUUUGCGGCGUUAGCUUCGAGGCGGCGCGUCAUGACCCUGACCAUAGACAAAGUCGCGGAAACGCCGAUUGCACUCAUUUCUGUAGGGGAGAUGUAGGGGAUAUAAAUGCACUCGGACAAGUCGAUAUUGGACUUUAACACUUGUUCUAGAAAAU
Messenger RNA from Drosophila gunungcola (fruit fly), 1719 nucleotides. RefSeq lists its product as uncharacterized. The transcript has a single exon. The coding region runs from base 145 to 1155 and encodes 336 amino acids. NCBI's taxonomy places the organism in Eukaryota, Metazoa, Arthropoda, Insecta, Diptera, Drosophilidae. The record is from RefSeq and is a predicted model, not a curated record.